UCUGGAUUGUGAUCAUGUGCUUCAAGCCCUGAGUGAGCUGCCAAAGAGGAAGUGCGACUUGUUUUCUUUUUCUUGAUUCCUCUGCUGUAGGAAGAUGAAAGGUGGAGGCGGCGGCGGCAGCAGCAGCAGGAGGAGGAGGCGGCAAACUUAACCAGGAAAGUCUGCCAAUUCUGGAAGAGCUCAAAUGGAGGCCCCUGAGUGGGACCCUUUGAAAAAUGACACUUCUCCAUCAACCUUAAGUCCAGCCUUGCCUCCGUAUGUCAAGCUAGGGCUGACCAUUGCCUAUACAGUCUUUUAUUCACUCCUGUUUGUGUUCAUCUAUAUCCAGUUGUGGUUGGUCCUCCACUAUAGGCACAAGAGGUUUAGUUAUCAAACUGUCUUUCUGUUUCUGUGCCUGCUCUGGGCCUGUCUUAGGACAGUGCUGUUUUCGUUUUACUUCAAAGACUUUGUCAGCGCAAAUUCUCUCAGCCCCUUCACCUUCUGGCUUCUGUACUGUUUCCCAGUGUGCCUCCAAUUUUUCACACUGACACUGAUGAAUCUUUACUUCACUCAGGUGAUUUUUAAAGCUAAAUCAAAAUACUCACCAGAACUACUUAAAUACAGGUUGCCUCUCUACUUGGCAUCUUUCUUUUUCAGCUUACUUUUCCUACUGGUGAAUCUGACAUGUGCGGUGCUCGUGAGAAUGGAGAAUUCAGAAAGUAAAAAUAUUGUAUUGGUCAGGGUUGCUAUAAAUGACACAUUGUUUGUGCUAUGUGCCAUUUCGCUUUCCAUCUGUCUCUACAAAAUUUCCAAGAUGUCCUUAGCGAAUAUUUACUUGGAAUCCAAGGGUUCAUCAGUAUGUCAAUUAACAACCAUAGGAGUGACUGUUAUACUACUUUACACUUCAAGAGCUUGUUACAAUCUUUUCGUGCUGUCAUUUUCUCAGAGCCGGGCAGUGAAUUCUUUUGACUACGACUGGUACAAUGUAUCUGAUCAGGCAGAUCUGAAAUGCCAGCUGGGAGAUGCUGGAUAUGUAGUAUUUGGAAUAAUACUUUUUGUGUGGGAGCUCCUGCCUACUUCCUUAGUUGUAUUCUUCUUCCGUGUUCGAAACUCUACAAAAGACCUAACCAACCCAGGAAUAGUACCAAGUCAUGCAUUCAGUCCGAGAUCUUAUUUUUUUGAUAAUCCUCGCAGAUAUGAUAGUGAUGAUGAUUUAGCAUGGAGCAUAUCACCACACAGCAUACAUGGCAGUUUCUCUCCUGAUUACCAUGACUGGGGACAUCAACAGUAUAACAGUUUUAUGACUCAUGUUGGAUCCUUGCAGCACGAUUCUAUAUCAGAGAUUGAAUGACCAAGCUCAACAAAGUGCCACACCAAUGACAAUUUUUAAAAUUAUUUAAAAGUUAUAGGAUAUUGUGGUGUCAGUAAGACAAGUUACAAAGUGGUAAAAUGGCUCAGCAAAAAAUGUAGAUGGAAAAACUAUUUAUGAAGUCAUACUUCAGUUACACUUUCAUUCCACAAUACCACGUUAAGGGCAUGUUCCUGCAAAGAUUUGCACAUUGAAUAACUACGAUAAACUCUUACUGAGGUCAGAGAAUCUAUUCUUUCUAAUGAAGAAUGAGGACAGAAGGAAGCCUUUGCAAGACUGGGUCUUCAGAGUAAAUACAUGUUUUAUAUUUUAAUUAUUUUUAUGUUGAAAAAAAUACUGCUGGAAGUGUAUAGCAUACUUUUCUAUGUUGUAACUUUUAAUUAUGUUCAGAAAGUAUCACAUUCCCUUUAUAAAGCACUCUUUAUGGCUUAA
Molecule: messenger RNA, 1780 nt
Organism: Sphaerodactylus townsendi
Lineage: Eukaryota; Metazoa; Chordata; Lepidosauria; Squamata; Sphaerodactylidae
Gene: GPR137B
Product: G protein-coupled receptor 137B
Exons: 7
Coding region: 185-1330 (381 amino acids)
Biological process (GO): negative regulation of osteoclast differentiation; regulation of autophagy; positive regulation of TORC1 signaling
Cellular component (GO): lysosomal membrane
Source: RefSeq, a predicted model, not a curated record